This is a messenger RNA of Monosiga brevicollis MX1, 2055 nucleotides long. RefSeq lists its product as uncharacterized. The transcript has 12 exons. NCBI's taxonomy places the organism in Eukaryota, Choanoflagellata, Craspedida, Salpingoecidae. Gene Ontology annotation, cellular component: centriole. Gene Ontology annotation, biological process: centriole replication. Bases 1 to 2055 code for a protein of 684 amino acids. The record is from RefSeq and is a predicted model, not a curated record.
AUGGAGGCGGCGGCAAAUACGUUUUACGAUGGCAACCUGGCAGUGCAAGUCGAGGAGCGCUCGCGUCACAGUGUGAGCGAUCAGGUGCUGCGCGUCCUUUUACAGCACCGCACGAGCAAGCUGGCUGAUCGCCAGGGGCUGCUGGUGCGAGUCACAGAUGACCAGGAUCCCUUUUUUCUCUACUCUCUCGAACUGGCGGAGCGUGACUUUGCUGAACUCAAGCGCGAGCAAGGCCUCAAGGUGGACUAUGCCGCCUUUCCUCGUGAUUGUAGCCGGCUCUUAUCCCGUUGCGCAGACCCCGACGAUUCGCGGUACAUGUGUCAGCUUGGCCUCGAUGCCACCUCGGGCCAGGCCACUUUGAAUCUGGUGGAAACGAAUCAGUUUAAGAAUCUGGUCCACCUAAGCCUAAGAUUGGUCCAGGCCGACGAUGCCAGUGUGCGACAAUACCUGGCCCAAUGCCUGCAAGUGGCACAGCGUGCCCAUGCUCAGCUACAAACCGAGCAUACUACCCUGCAAGAGCGCCAUCAGGCCAUGUUUGCGGAGUUGCAUGGCCUUCAAUCGUCCCGAGAACAGACCGAGCACCACUUGACCCAUCAAGCCCGGCAACAGAUUCUAGAGCUUGAGCAACGACACCAGCAGCACCUCCAGCAGUGCCAGCAACUGGAGCAGGCGCGCUUUACUGAACUCGAGCAACGUCACCGAGCAGCCCGGGAACAAUGGGAGCGCGAGGCCAAGCAAGCGCAAGCUGCGCUCGAGGCGCAGGUGCGCGAGCUGACCACCCUCAACGGACAACUGCGUGAGGUCAAGUUCCAGCAGGACGGCUCAUCCCGUGAGCUCUCACUGAAGCUGGAGCACGCGCACAAAAUGAACAUUGAGACGACCGCCGAGCUCACGGCCACGCGUGAGCGCCUGCAGCAACGCGACACUCUUGUGGAGCAACAAGCGGAGCGUCUGGCGAGUUUGCAGGCAACGGUCGAGCGCCUUGAAGCGGAGCGCAAUACGGGCGCUGAGCGCUUGCAAGAUCGCCUGCAGACCUUGUCACAGGCACAGCGUCAGGUGGAGGAGCUGAAAGUGGAGCUGCGACAGGCCCAGCAGCAUGCAGCGGCCUUGGAGCGCACAUUGCAGUCUAGCGUUGCUGAAAUUCACAAGGGCAACGGUGUCAUUUCCAACCUGCACCAUCAAUUGACCACAGCUGGAGAGCGGGAGGAGCGCCUUGCACAUGAGCUGACCGAGGCACAGGAACAGAUUACUGCUCUCCAGGCGGAGCGAGAGAAGCUGCGGGAUCAGAGUGUUCGCACGGAGAACGAACUUCAACAAGUCCGAAAGGAGCAGAGUGCUUUGGAAGAGGCUUUGGAGACCGCGCGCGCAGAGCAGCAACGCCUGGCUCAAGACUUGCAGACCAAGGAAUCAGUUUUGGCAUGGAUGAAUCGUCAGCGGGCGCCGCAGACAUCUGGGGCCAAUUUUUUACCAAGCGGGACGACCGUUGGAGCCGGGUCCUCGACUCAGUAUGAUGUCGUGCGCAAGGUGGCUGGGUAUGAGGCGGCGGCGCAUCUUGGUCGCUCGACCCAAGUGGGGCCCUCGGGUACGGCUAAGCUGGCGCAAGUCUUGCAACAGCAACGUCGUCCCCUGGGGUCACUGACGAAUGCUCACCCUUCGUCCAAGGACAAGUUGAUUUGCUGCGGGCACUCACCGCGAGUUAAGGGCGUGCAGGUCUCGGCUGGAUUGUUUGAAGUCGAAAAACCGGAGCUGCCACGUGUAGUUUCAAAGGGGACGGAAUCAGCGCCGGCUGCGACGCCCGAGUCAGAACGAUCGCACAUCCCCAAGCCCAAGCAUCAGCGCCAGUUUACGACGCCGCCGCAAAAGGGCCCGCCCUCUGCCAUGGCAACGCCCGAUUUACAUCGCCAACUGCGUCAGACAAACAAGCAGCCGGGAUCAGGCAAAGCGCUACAGAGCUCGCCGGAUCCCCACCCGCAACCCGAGAAACCACGAGCCGUAGAUACCCUGUCCACGAGCUACACCAUGCUGACGGCUGGUGGAUCACAUUCCGUCGCGUAA